Messenger RNA from Mytilinidion resinicola, 1197 nucleotides. RefSeq lists its product as uncharacterized. The transcript is spliced from 2 exons. The record is from RefSeq and is a predicted model, not a curated record. Bases 220 to 1197 code for a protein of 325 amino acids. Lineage: Eukaryota; Fungi; Ascomycota; Dothideomycetes; Mytilinidiales; Mytilinidiaceae.
CGUUAUAGGGAUGCAAAUCCCUUUCUUCUUCAACCUCCAGUACAACGCUACAUGACAUAUCAUUCUAAUAGUUUCUCAGGAGAGUCUCUACUUUGGCUCUCUGAAAUCCCUGUUACAGCAACAAAAGCAUUUGCUUCAAGCCUCCCGUCCCAGUUUCAAAUGCAACCUACACGAGCCGUCCUACCAAUCUAGACUGUUCAGCUCACUCGCACCGCCAAAAUGUCAAUGCCAAACAUCUCAGUACGAGAGUACAUCUGCUGGCAAGGCGACACUCCCUCCGAACCAACCUCCACCCUCGUCACUACCUCCAAAGAAAACUACUACGUCGACAUCCGCAUCUACAAACGCCUCCACUUGUCCGACCCAGAGCUCCCCCUCCCCAACAACGGCGGCCCAAUCCACCGCCUCGAAUGGGCCUUCGCCGGCCUCAGCGAAAGCUGGGCCGUCAAUGCCGACACCGACUCCCUCUCCCACAGCUUGGCGCCCACCUCCAGCAACGCGCCCCAGCCCAAGAACGCCCGCUGGUGGCACUGGCUCGACUCCCACUACGCCCUGCUCCCCGCCCACUGGCUCCCCACCACCAUCCCCUACGAGCAGUACACCGCGCGCGCGCGCACCGACGACCCCUUCAUCGACAUCGCCUCGCCCACCUUCUCAACCGCGUCGACACUGAUCUCGGGCGAGCCGCCAGCCGCCACCACGGCCACGACUCCGCCGCUGCGGAACUUCGCGCCGGUCCUGGACGCGGGCGUGCUGCACCCCGUCCCGCACGACGCGGCGCUGACGCUCGAGACGGGCGUGAUGACGUACUCGCCGACGGGGCUACAGACGCCGUACGAGGAGAUGUGGCGGGAUGUCGCGGCCACGGCGGCGGAUGUAGGGACGGAAGCAAAGUAUAGCGUUGUGCUGACGCUGGAGAUGCCCUUGAUUUGCGCGAGGGGGAUGGUGGUGCGGGUCGGGCAGUGGUGUCAGGGGGUUCUGAUGAUUGGGGCGCAAGUGACGUGCGAGCGGUGGGAGUUUGUUUGGGAGGACGGGAAGAAGGGGAGGGAUGGGGAGUGGGUGCGGAGGGUGAGGCUCGGGGACGGGUUUUUGCCGACGGGUGUGGCGUUUCGGACGCCGGAGGUCAAGGUGGGGAAUACUUGUAAGAACGGGGACAUGGUGUGGGUUGUGAGGGAGAAGUUUGAGUGGAGUGGGUGA